CCAAGGUUUGAGCACCCUCAGUUAAAUUAGUUGUGAUGUGAUGAGAGGUUGAUUUUGUAAGUGAAAAUAAGUCAAACACAUCCUCCUUAGAGAACAAACUAAAUCUGGAGUUUUUCUGCUAAUUCAGGUACAAAAUUGUACACUAAAUCGUUCUCUGUAAAGUAUGUGCUCACUAAUUUUCACUGAGAAAUCAAUGAAACAUGGAAUUUGACCAGGGUGCCCAAACUUUUGGCACAAUUUAUCAAAGGUCUCGAUGAUGCAUGAGAAUAAAGUGAUAUAGGGGAAUGUAAGUGAGCAGUAUCAGCUCCACACGUGUGCUGUGAUGGCCGUGUGCUCUGUCAGUGACAUUGAUCUCAGCAUCAGGCAGCAGAUCUGCUCUCUUUAAAGGGUCACCACUUUCCCAGAUUCACACAGUCCCUCUCCAUCACUCCCACUCCUCCACCUGCUCUCCUGAAACACAAACAUUGUCCCUAGCUAGAAAAUGACCCAACAUAUGGCAGCUGGACGUUCCUCAUUGUCUGUCCAAGCUCUACCAUUGGCUACAAACUGUGAGAACUUCCAACAAGCCCAAGACCCACACAUUCAUAUGGAGAUGUGGGAGUAUAAAUAGAGGAGACUCAGCCAGUGUAGAUCAGACUCACUCUACACAGAGAGAUCUACAGCACUGAGAUACAGCCAUGACUCCUGCAGUCACUUCAGCAAUGACCAUCUCAAAGGAGCACCUACCUCUCAACAACAAGUUGAGAAAGCCAGUGGUGGAGAAGAUGCGCAGAGAUCGUAUCAACAGCAGCAUUGAGCAGCUCAAGACUCUCGUGGCUCCAGAGUUCCUCAACCAGCAGCCCGACUCCAAGCUGGAGAAAGCAGACAUCCUGGAGAUGACGCUCAGCUUCCUGAGACGACAGCAGCAGCAGCAACAGCCUGAAUUCUCCACCAGUUCAACAGCUGUCAGUCAAGGCUUCUCCAGAUGUGUUCAUGAAGUUCUACACUUCCUAUCCAAGGAUGAUGUGAAGACACAGUCUCAGAGAAAACUGCUGAACCACUUCCAGAACCUGCAGCCAUCAACAGAAGAGAAAUGGAGGGAAAGUGAUCUCCCUCUGCUGAGCUCCACAGACCAACUGACCAUCAGCAAGGAGAAGAGUUCAGCUCAGAGCGCCCUCUGGAGGCCCUGGUAG
This is a messenger RNA of Colossoma macropomum (tambaqui), 1172 nucleotides long. Its product is annotated as transcription factor HES-5-like. The record is from RefSeq and is a predicted model, not a curated record. Gene Ontology annotation, biological process: regulation of neurogenesis; regulation of transcription by RNA polymerase II; anterior/posterior pattern specification. Gene Ontology annotation, molecular function: protein dimerization activity; RNA polymerase II cis-regulatory region sequence-specific DNA binding; DNA-binding transcription factor activity, RNA polymerase II-specific. NCBI's taxonomy places the organism in Eukaryota, Metazoa, Chordata, Actinopteri, Characiformes, Serrasalmidae. Gene Ontology annotation, cellular component: nucleus. The transcript is spliced from 2 exons. The coding region runs from base 678 to 1172 and encodes 164 amino acids.